AUGUAUAAGAAAUAUUUCAUAAAUAAUCUUGAUACACCUUUUGGGCAUGAAUUUUAUUCUUAAUUAUCUAAUUUAGAUUAAAGAGAAAGUUUUCAUUUUGGAUCUGCAAAUUUAAACCAAUAAAAAAAGUUUAAAAAUUUUAAGAUAAUACAAAAUUUUUGGGAUCUGUAUCAAUUCUUAUUUAUAAUAAAUUAGAAAAGAUAUUAUAAAUGAAUGUGAUGUUUUUGUUUAUCAGAUUUAAUAAUCAACCUAAGCAGAACUUGAUUUUAUGUAUGAUUAUUUAUAAAAUCAAAAAUAAAAUUAGAAGGUAUAAUUAAAUUAAUCUAAGGUAUUAAUAGUUGUUUCAUCACUAUUAUCAUGGCAGGCAACUCCUGAUAAGUAAAAUAAAACUUAGUAAAAUAAUUAAAUUAAAGAUUAAACAGAACUUCUUUAACUUGAUUAUUAACAAAAUUAAACAUUUUUUUAAGAUAUAUUUUGGGACGAAAAUGAUUAUAAAUCAAGAUGUUCAUCUUAGAAAGAAGAGGAUUUAUAAGAUUGGGAAGAUUUAUUUUUGAGUAAUAAAAAUGAGAAUUUAAAAGUAAUAAUUAUUAGUGCAGGCCUAAUUUAUGGAAGAAAAGAAGAUUUGUUUUAUAAAUAUUUAAAAGUAUAAAAUUCUAAUUAUAAAGGCAGCUUAUUUAUAAUAACAAACUAAAUUAUAUUAUUAAGGAGACGGUAAGAAUUUAGUUCCAACUAUUCAUAUUAAAGAUUUGAUAUCUAUGAUUAUAUAUGUUUCCGAAACUGUUCCAGAUAAAAAAUAUAUAUUUGCUGUUGACAACACAGAUGAUAGAAAAUUGAAAUCUAUUGUAUAAGGAAUAUCUUCAGGAAUAGGAAGUGGACAUAUCGAAUAAAUUGCUGAUAAAUUAAAUGAUAAAGAAUUAAAACAAAUUUGUGAUUUAAAUUCUUAUGAUUACUAUUGUCUUUAGUUACAUUUGAAUUGCAAACCUUCAAAACUUUUUGUAGGAACUAAAGAAAAUCCAUCAAAUUUUAAAUGGCAUUGUGAGAAAGGAAUUGUUGCUAAUUUAGAUAAACUUUUAUAGGAAUUCUUAAUUUAAUUGCAUGAAAAGUGA
Paramecium sonneborni is the source of this 1106-nucleotide messenger RNA. Lineage: Eukaryota; Ciliophora; Oligohymenophorea; Peniculida; Parameciidae. The record is from the annotation of a GenBank genome assembly.